This is a messenger RNA of Eurytemora carolleeae, 3263 nucleotides long. Its product is annotated as zinc finger protein 197. Gene Ontology annotation, molecular function: RNA polymerase II transcription regulatory region sequence-specific DNA binding; DNA-binding transcription factor activity, RNA polymerase II-specific. Lineage: Eukaryota; Metazoa; Arthropoda; Copepoda; Calanoida; Temoridae. Bases 12 to 2843 code for a protein of 943 amino acids. Gene Ontology annotation, cellular component: nucleus. The record is from RefSeq and is a predicted model, not a curated record. Gene Ontology annotation, biological process: regulation of transcription by RNA polymerase II. The transcript has 19 exons.
GUUUAUGCUUAAUGCAUGUUUCAGAUAAAAUGCCAGGAACCAUGAAAAAGAAAUUAAAAAUUGUUCAGGACUUAAAGAUAACUUCUCCUGCAGUAGAAGAUACAUGUUUUGUAAAUAAACCUGAAGAUGAAAUUAAGCUAACAAAUACAGGAAUACAAGGAGAAAUAUUUGUUCGUGGAUUGGAUCCUCUGCCAUCUGAACCAAAACUAAACAGAAUAAAGAAAAGUAUAGAAGAUGGAUAUUCAUGUUCACAAUGUGAAUAUUUUGCAACUGAAUAUUCAAAUCUUAAGAAACAUAUUAAAAGCAAACAUGAAGGGUAUUCUUGUUCUCACUGUGAUUAUUCUGCAUCUACAGCAAGUAAUCUGAGGAUUCAUGUUGAAAGUAAACAUGAAGGAGCGAGAUAUCUUUGCCCUAAUUGUGAAUAUAUUGCAUCUACAGCAAGUUAUCUGAAGAUACAUAUAAAAAAUAAACAUGAAGGAGUGAGAUACCCUUGCCCUCAUUGUGAAUAUAUUGCAUCUACAGCAAGUUAUCUGAAGAUACAUAUAAAAAAUAAACAUGAAGGAGUGAGAUACCCUUGCCCUGAUUGUGAAUAUAUUGCAUCUACAGCAAGUAAUCUAAAGAUUCAUAUAAAAAAUAAACAUGAAGGAGUGAGAUAUCCUUGUUCUCAAUGUAACUAUGCUGCAUCUCUACCACAUCAUCUGAAGAGACAUGUAGAAAAUAAACACGAAGGAUUGAGAUAUCUUUGCCCUGAUUGUAAUUUUAGUACAGCUAGAACCGAGUACAUGCAUAAACAUAUCGAAUUUAAACAUAAAGGGGUGAGAUAUCCUUGCCCUGAAUGUGAGUUUGUUGCAAAUUUUGCAAUCACUCUGAAGACACAUGUAGAAAAUAAACAUAACGGAGUGAGAUAUCCUUGCCCUCAAUGUGAGUAUGCGGCAACAACAGCUGGUGAUAGGAAGAAACAUGUUGAAAGUCAACACGAAGGAGUGAGAUAUCUUUGUUCACAAUGUGACUUUAUUGCAAGUUUUGCAAGCAAACUAAAGAGUCAUGUAGAAAAUAAACAUAACGGAGUGAGAUAUCCUUUCCCUCAAUGUGAGUAUGUGGCAACUACAGCUGAUGCAAGAAAGACACAUGUUAAAAGUCAACACGACGGUGUGAGAUAUCCUUGUUCUCAAUGUAACUAUGCUGCUGUUCAACCAUAUCUUCUGAAGAGACAUGUAGAAAAUAAACAUGAAGGGGUGAGAUAUCCUUGCCCUCAAUGUGACUUUGUUGCAAAUUUUGCAAGAACUCUAAAGACACAUGUAGAAAAUAAACAUAACGGAGUGAGAUAUCCUUGUUCUCAAUGUAACUAUGCUGCUAUUCAACCAUAUCUUCUGAAAUCACAUGAAUGCACUGAAUCAAGGUCGGCGAAACAGAAGUCCAGCCUAAGUGCACCUACAUUGGUGGGGGAGGGUUUCAGUUCAGAUGGAGAGAAUGGGAGCAGGAGAAAAGGAGAAAAGGAAAAGGGGAAAAAUCUAGAUUUUAUGAAUGAGAAUGCAGAUAGCUCUGUUUUCAACCCUGAAACCUCUACACCCUGCCUCAAAGGGAAGAAAUCAUCCCAACAAACAGUACAGCACACCCUACAACCUGCCUUACAUGAACAGCGCAAGAAGAUACAGAACAAUUCGAAUACCCUUUACAAAUACCAAUUUCAGAACAUACACAAGAACAAAUUAUUGGCUGAGAUCAAUCUGAAAGAUGUGUCAAUGAAAUCCAAAUCUGAAAGACAGAACAAUCCGUUCCCAGACAGAAUUAAGACUUUAGGGGAGUUGGAAGAACUUGAAGAUAAACUUCAAGAUGCUGGUUUCUUUUCACAGUGCUUAAACUGUUUGGGUGAAAAUCUGGAAGGUUCGACUAUUCAAAACACCGCGUAUAGACUACUUCCUAAGAUAAUGGAAAAGGAGUUUCUUCUGGAUGUCAGCUGGACUAAUGGGUUUGGGAAGAACAAAACUAAGAAAUCAGUAAUUCUAACUGAGUUUCCCAAAAUGGUGAAUUUAAUCCUAGGGGUUAUAAAUGGGUCAGAAAGAUGGUAUUCAGACUUUAAAGCCGAUCCCUUGAGCUCGCAGAGGUCCCUUACAAAUGGACUUUCUCAAUAUCUUCGUAACCUGGUGUAUAAUUCAAAGAAUAAAACAUCAAGAAGCUCCUCUUUAUCUGAAGAUGAAAGAAAGAAGCCUCGACUUGAAUAUCCUAAUAAGCUUAUUAGAGCUGGAGGAGAUUCCGCAGUCAACCCAUCUGCAGGCUCAUCUGCUCGACCCACUACAGAUGUAAGAUCAGAAAGUGAGAAUUGGAAGGAAGUGUAUAUUUCAAAUGAACAGAGGAAACCUAAAAAUUGGAACAGAGUUGGAGCUGGAGCUACAGGCCCAUUUCACUCAAACUGUCAUAGUUGGAAGGAAGCACAUAUUUCUAAGGAAGGAAUGAAAUCUUUCAAAACUAACAGAGUCGGAGCCCGAGCUGCAGGCCCAUUUCAGGAUGUUUGGAAGCCUGAACCUCAGGACCAACUAGUACGUAGGAACAAAACUUCGGAGCAGCCUGUUAAUCAGCCUCAACUAGAUGACGACCUUGAAUCAAGCUAUCAGAUCAAGAGACCAAUGGCUAUCCAAUCUACGUGUCCGACAAACUACAUGCCAAGUAACUUGAGCCAGCAAUAUGAAGAUCGAGAUCUUCAUCUUCUUCGAAAAAGGGAAAAUUAUCACUGGAACCGUGAAUUUAAUCCUAGACACCAUCAAGGAGAGAUUCGUGGGCCUUUAGCUGAACUACGCGGUUUUGGAACCUCACAGAACGAGCAACGUUACCAUAAAGCUCCCUGAGAAAUAUGGCGCCCUGAUGAGGUGUUCACAAGUCCAUGUCAGGUCAAGGGCAUACACAGCCUACAGGUUUCCCCUCCCUCCCCAUUCCCUAAAAAAUUGGGAGGGGGGGGCACUUGACACGGACUUGUCGAGACACCCAAAUGAAGACGUAUUUCACACUCCUCUGCCGCUUUCGUAAUUGUAAAUUGGCUGUACAGUCCAAAGUAGGACUGCAAAGGUUGGCCCAGCACGGAUAUUCAAAUGUACACCGGCGGGGCGUGAUUUAAGAUGUCCGUAAAUUAAGAACAGCCAUAAAACUUCCCUGGGGUCAUGUGAGGUCCCACACAAAAUUUGGGCCAAAUCGGUUCAGUCCUUUAACGUUUAUUGGAUACAAACGAACAGACACCCAGACAAUCAGAUAGACUGGCAAAGUGUAUAUAA